This is a messenger RNA of Carya illinoinensis, 489 nucleotides long. Its product is annotated as phytoene synthase, chloroplastic-like. The transcript is spliced from 3 exons. The record is from RefSeq and is a predicted model, not a curated record. Lineage: Eukaryota; Viridiplantae; Streptophyta; Magnoliopsida; Fagales; Juglandaceae. The coding region runs from base 1 to 489 and encodes 162 amino acids. Gene Ontology annotation, biological process: carotenoid biosynthetic process.
AUGAGUGUUCCAGUGAUGGGAAUUGCACCAGAAUCUCUGGUUUCUGCUCAAAGUAUAUAUAAUGCUGCACUCUACUUGGGUAUCGGAAAUCAACUGACCAACAUUCUCAGAGAUGUGGGAGAGGAUGCAUUAAGGGGGAGAGUAUAUCUUCCCCGAGAUGAGCUUGGACAGUUUGGGCUAUGUGACAAGGAUGUUUUAUCAAUGAAGGUCACUGAUAGAUGGAGAGAGUUCAUGAAAGAGCAAAUUACAAGAGCAAGGUUCUACUUCAACCUUGCCGAGGAGGGAGCUUCCCAGCUCGACAAGGCUAGCCGCUGGCCAGUAUGGUCAUCCUUGCUAUUGUAUCGAAUGAUCUUGGAUGCAAUUGAGGAUAACGAUUACGAUAAUUUGACAAAGAGAGCCUACGUAGGAGGAGCAAGAAACUUCUCAUGUUGCCUCUGGCAUAUACCAGAUCUCUAUCGAGUCGCAAGGUUUUUUUAUAAAGGGCAGUGA